AUCUGUGAUGUGCACUUUGAUUUUCUAACCUCAACUCAAAUCUUCAAAUGGUUUUAUAAUAACUAUAAAAAUAGAUUUUUCUUAUCGAAACUAUGUGAGGUUUUUCGAGGUUUAAGAUAAAAACAACAUUAUCCCAUUAAAAGUAUAAAAAACUCCAACGAUGUCCUGUAAACGCGUAAUGUUUAUGCGGCGUUUUUCUAAAACCAGUAACCGAGGGCAGAAUAUUUUCGUUACAGUUGUAAAGGACACAUUUCAGAGAAGAAAGAAAUUUUAUUCUAAUCUAGGGGAUCACAGGAAUUAUCAUUCUUCAAGAGAGCCGAGGUCGACAAUUGUGAAGCUCACACCACAGGAAGUAGACAAUAUACUACGUGCCAAUGAAUAUACUCAUGACUUCAGUGAGGGAUCAGUUAAAUCCUAUGACUCAAAUCAGUUAGCUUCUAAUAAUCCUAUUGAAGAUACUAGAUCAGAAGCUUCGUGCUUGAUUACUUCAGGCCUGUUAGUAGGAGUUUUUGAUGGCCAUGGGGGAGGUGCCUGUGCUCAAGUAGUAGCAAAAAGACUGUAUCAAUAUAUAACUGCUUGCUUGCUUCCACAAGAUCAGUUAUUGAAAUACAUUUCCUCACUUGAUAUAGUUCCAAAUCCUAUGAAGUUACUGAAAUCCUAUAAUAAUAAGGUUCAAUUAGUAGAUGAUGUUCGUGACAUUUAUAAAAAAAGUUUCAAGAGGUUCUUAGAUAAUCUAGUCAAGGGUGAUUAUAGAGAGGGUUUUGAUAUGGACACUGCCUUAGUAAAAGCCUUCAUGAGCUUAGAUGAUGAUCUUUCACGAGAAGGUUUGCCUGAUGAAAACUCCAAAUUCAACAGAAAAACAUUAUCUGUCGCAAUGUCUGGCUGUGUAGCUUGUGUUGCUCAUAUAGACGGUCCCCACUUGCAUGUUGCUAAUGUUGGAGACUGCAGUGCAGUCUUGGGUUCUUUAUCAGAAACAAACACAUGGAUGGCUAAGAAACUAACAAAUGAGCAUACAAUUGAGAAUCAUGAGGAAGUUCAGCGAAUACUUGCCGAGCAUCCCCCUGGUGAAAAAAGUACUGUGAUUAGGUUAGGAAGACUUUUAGGUCAAUUGGCUCCUCUACGGGCUAUGGGUGAUUUUAGGUUUAAAUGGAGUAAACAAAUAAUGUCACAAUAUGUGGCUAAACAUUUUGGUCCAAACGUGAUAGCUCAAAACUACUUUACACCUCCAUAUCUCACAGCCAAACCUGACAUUGUACAUCAUCGCCUGACUCCUCGAGACAAAUUCCUGAUCAUUGCCACUGAUGGACUGUGGGAUAUGGUGACUCCUAUUCAAACCGUGAGAUUAGUGGGCGAACAUAUGAAGGGUAAAGUAACAUUGAGCCCUCUCAAACUUCCUCAUAAAGAUAUGAAACUGGGGGAAAUCAAUGAAAUACUUUUGCAGCGAAAAGAAGGUAUGAAAACGAAGCCUAGAGAUUCUAACGCGGCGACGCACCUCAUAAGAAACGCCCUCGGAGGAACUGACUAUGGAAUCGACCAUAAUAAAUUGUCACAACUAUUGAGUUUACCGGACGAUGUUGUCAGAGUUUUCAGGGACGAUAUCACUAUUACUGUCGUCUAUUUUGACUCGGAGUUUCUUAGACACUGCCCAGCGUAGUUGUUUCGUCAAAAUGUGCAUAAAUGUAAAUAAAGAUGUUUCGUUUAUUUUACAUUUAACGAUGAGCAACGAUUAGGAGGAUUUUCGUUUUAUGGAAAUAUACUACUUUCCUGUGAGACCUUCUCGGUUUCUUACGUAUGGUCCUAAAUAUGGUGCGAUUAUUGUUGGAUUCCUUGAAAAUCCAAUUUGUGCAAGUUUCAUCAUCAGGCAAACUUGAAAAAACUGUUUGUUAGUUGAAUUCUUGUUGAAUCUGUGGUAUUUUAAAUUGAAAGUUGGUUGUUCCACUGAAAAAAUGAGAUGGAAACGUAAUUAACCCUCUGGUCAAUUAGUUUACUUGAAUUCGAUGUUAUCACAAUGUUCACCGAUGUAUUGUUGAAAAUGUGCAAUAUCGCUCAAAACAAUUCGAGAAAUUUUUGAAAUAUAUUGAGUAUAGGAGGCUGUUUCAAAAUGAUACUUUAAAGGAGAAAAAUUUAAAUCAAGAAUUGUUCCAUUGGCCAAUUUGCGUGCUUCCGACAACUGCACAAUCAUUUGUCUCAAAGGUUACAAUAUUAACUUGCAUACAUGUUCAUAUUUGAGCUGAGGCUGUUUUAUUUAUUUUCAAUUAGAUAUAUCUCUUUAUUGUUGUUGAAGUUAAUAAAAUUCAAAUUUCUUU
Molecule: messenger RNA, 2306 nt
Organism: Coccinella septempunctata (seven-spotted ladybird)
Lineage: Eukaryota; Metazoa; Arthropoda; Insecta; Coleoptera; Coccinellidae
Gene: Pdp
Product: pyruvate dehydrogenase [acetyl-transferring]-phosphatase 1, mitochondrial
Exons: 6
Coding region: 161-1654 (497 amino acids)
Biological process (GO): protein dephosphorylation
Molecular function (GO): protein serine/threonine phosphatase activity; cation binding
Source: RefSeq, a predicted model, not a curated record